CAGCAAGAGAGGACCUGCGACAGUUUCAAUUCGGCUUCUUCUCUUGAGGCCUGGGUUGCAUCUACCCCGACAAGCGCCCUCUGCUAGCGAAUCGAAUUUCCGCCAUGACUGACUCCGUUUACUCCGAUUACCCUCCCCCCCUCAACCCCGCACAGAAGGAGUUCCUGGUGCGAACAGUCAAGGAUUGGACUGUCCAGCAUGGCCUCAUGAUUCGCCCCUCCCCUGCCUUCAUAUCGAAAGAAUCGGACCCUCGAGGCGUGACUGCAACCAGCGCCCCGGUGACCUUGUUUCCCAGUCCCUUUCCGAAGGCUUGCUUCGACGAGGCAAGAGCCCUCCAGACGGUAUACAACGAACUCUACGCGGCGAUCACCUGCAAUGAGAAGUGGAUUGGCGACAUUAUGGAAGAGUAAGGAGACACCUCCGAUCUGGCAUCUGGCCCAUGGCUCAAUCGAGCUGUGUGUUGCCGACUUGGACGGUACUAAAUCCUCUCUCUCUAGCCUCAUUGACGUGGAUGAUUUCAUCUCUCACCUGUGGAAGGUUCACCUUGCGGUCAAGGAAGAAGGAUAUGCUCAGACACUAGCCCUUGGUCUCUACCGCUCCGAUUACAUGGCCCACUUUCCGUCGGGUGCCACCGCACCGUCCUUGAAACAGGUGGAGUUCAACACCAUCUCCUCCUCAUUCGGCGGCCUAUCUUCCCUCGUGACAUCUCUUCAUUCGGAACUCCUCAGCUCACCACCGGGCAACCCAAUCUCAUAUCCAUCCCAUCCUUUGCUUGACUCGAACCAACCCCCUGACAAUACUUCAGUGGAGACUCUGGCUGCAGGCUUAGCUACGGCGCACACAGCCUAUGGGCCCUCCAAGUCAUCACCCGCCCUUCCCACAUGCAUUCUUGUUCUCGUCCAGGAAGGCGAAAGAAACGUUUUCGACCAGUUGGCGCUCUCGAGGCAGCUAACCAGGGUUCACAAGAUCCCCGUCUUCCGUCUCCUCAGUUCCGAGACAUUGGAUCACACGCACAUCCCGGGCUCAAAUCCAUCCCGACCUCUCAUCUACCGGCCUCCCCACGCCGAAGGCACCGAGUUUGAAGUGACAACCGUCUACCUGCGGUGCUUCUACACGCCCACAGACUACAAGUCCGAGCGCGAUUGGGAAGCGCGGACCCACCUGGAGCGGUCGGCCGCGAUUAAGUGCCCGACCGUCCUGAACCAACUCGCCGGCAGUAAAGUCGUGCAGCAGGUGCUCGCGGAAGAAACGGGCCCAGACCAUCUUGCGAACUUUCUUUCCAGAACCGACCCAGCUACGCUCGCGAGACUACGGGAAACCUUCGCACCGCAAUACGACCUCUCGGUGAGUGGUCGCGGACGACAGCUUGCCCUGGACCCCGAAACUGCAGCCAACCACGUCCUCAAGCCUCAGCGCGAGGGAGGUGGCAAUAACAUCUAUAAAGAAGCGAUUCCUGAGUUCCUUCAAUCCCUCCCCGAACCAGAGUGGAAGCGCUGGAUCCUUAUGGAGCUGAUUCAGCCUCCGGCUGACGCAAAGAACGUGGCUCUUCGGCCCGACGGCGAGGUUCUAAGUGGACAUGUCAUUGGGGAGCUGGGGAUUUAUGGCACCAUCCUUUGGGAUCAGGCUGGAGGAAAGGUCCUGCACAAUGAGCAGGGCGGGUGGCUGAUGCGGACGAAAGCAAAGGACGUGAAUGAGGGAGGUGUUGCAACUGGGUUUUCCAGUUUAGAUAGUGUCAUCUUGUACUAAAUAUUAAUGAGAUAGUGC
This is a messenger RNA of Aspergillus heteromorphus CBS 117.55, 1764 nucleotides long. RefSeq names its product glutathione synthase. Bases 376 to 1746 code for a protein of 456 amino acids. The transcript has a single exon. The record is from RefSeq and is a predicted model, not a curated record. Lineage: Eukaryota; Fungi; Ascomycota; Eurotiomycetes; Eurotiales; Aspergillaceae. Gene Ontology annotation, molecular function: ATP binding; glutathione synthase activity; glutathione binding. Gene Ontology annotation, biological process: glutathione biosynthetic process. Gene Ontology annotation, cellular component: cytosol.